This is a messenger RNA of Spea bombifrons (plains spadefoot toad), 1178 nucleotides long. RefSeq names its product cathepsin B (gene CTSB). Gene Ontology annotation, cellular component: lysosome. Gene Ontology annotation, biological process: regulation of catalytic activity. The transcript is spliced from 10 exons. Lineage: Eukaryota; Metazoa; Chordata; Amphibia; Anura; Pelobatidae. The record is from RefSeq and is a predicted model, not a curated record. Bases 118 to 1119 code for a protein of 333 amino acids. Gene Ontology annotation, molecular function: cysteine-type endopeptidase activity.
GGGGCGGGCCUAUGACCACCCCCGGACAGUUUAUAUAAGGAGCAGCCACCGGGCCAGCCCUGUCUAUCCCUGAUCGUUGUUUGGAGGGGUAACAAGUCCUAGGGGGAAAUAUUCAUCAUGUGGACACCGGUAGCCCUCCUCUGUUUCCUGGCCACCCUGGCCAGCACUCGCAAUGUCCCCCACUUUGCCCCUUUAUCUCAUGAAAUGGUUAAUUUCAUCAACAAGAUCAACACCACGUGGACGGCCGGGCAUAACUUUAUUAAUGGAGAUGUGAGCUACGUGAAGAAACUCUGCGGAACUUUUUUAGGAGGUCCCAAGCUCAAAAUGAGGUACUCCUUUGCUGGAAUGAUGAAGCUGCCAGAAAACUUUGACUCCCGUGAAGCUUGGCCAAACUGUCCGACGAUCAAGGAAAUCCGAGAUCAAGGCUCUUGUGGGUCCUGCUGGGCGUUUGGGGCGGUGGAAGCGAUUUCUGACCGCGCCUGUGUCCACUCCGGGGGAAAAGUAAAUAUUGAGGUGUCGGCAGAAGACCUCCUAUCCUGCUGUGGCUCGGAGUGUGGAAUGGGAUGUAAUGGGGGAUACCCCAGCGGUGCGUGGCAGUACUGGACUGAAGAUGGCCUUGUUUCUGGAGGCUUGUAUGACUCCCAUGUAGGCUGCAGGCCUUACUCCAUCCCACCCUGCGAGCAUCACGUCAAUGGCUCCCGCCCUGCCUGCAAAGGAGAGGAGGGGGAGACUCCAAAAUGUGUGCGGAAGUGUGAAGAUGGCUACUCUCCGUCCUACAAGAGCGACAAGCACUUCGGUGUCGACUCCUACAGCGUCCCAAGCAGUCAGGAAGAGAUCAUGGCAGAGAUCUACAAGAAUGGGCCUGUAGAAGGAGCGUUCCUGGUCUACGCGGACUUCCCGCUGUACAAAUCAGGUGUAUACCGCCACGUGACGGGAGAGGAGCUCGGUGGACAUGCUAUUAAGAUCCUGGGCUGGGGUGUAGAGGACGGCACCCCCUACUGGCUGUGUGCAAACUCCUGGAACACAGACUGGGGUGCCAAUGGCUUCUUCAAGAUACUUCGUGGGGAAGACCACUGUGGAAUAGAGUCUGAAGUCGUUGCUGGAGUUCCCAAAAACUAAACCACUCGGACUGGGCUUACAUUUUCCUGGCUGGCUGUAAUUUUUUUUAUUUUUUUAAA